UUUUUAGCAACCAUGGGAGUUGUGGAAGACAUUCCCAAUUUCCGUGAUUGGGUAGACACGUUAUUGAGGACCGCACCAAUGGAUGGUAGGUCUUGGAAGACACUUUCUAACCGUUUUGGUUGGAAAGUAAAAACUCAUGGAUUUGCUAUUCGUGGAGUCACUGCCGAGGCAGUCACGGCUUCCCGUAUCUCUUUGGAAAGGGCUCAAGAAAUAAUCUUGGGUUCUUCUGCAAAAAGAAAAGUCGUUGCUGUUGAGGAACAAGACUCUGAAGAGGAGGAAGAUGGGGGCUCUUUGGUGACAAGGCCACGAGCUCGAAGAUGCAUAAUUUCUGAUGAUGAAGCAGAGGUAUCCCCCCGUCGUUCUGUUCCUUUUACCGAGUCUGCUGAGACUCCGGUAUUGAUUCUUGAUGAUGACGUUGCUCCCGCUGCUGCUCAUGACUCUGUUGAGCAGCUUUUUAUUAGCGGGUUUGUAGUGAAAGCUUAGGCCCUGUUUUAGAUGAAGUACCCUUGGCUUUUUUUUCGACACCCGUGUCUGUAACUCAUUCUUUGUCAGUCUCGAUUGUUUCUGUUCCUCCCCAGACUAUUUUUACCACUUUUUCUGUUCCUCCUUCGACAAUUCCUCCUCCAAACAUUCAUCGCACUGAAGUUGGCUCCUCAAGUAGGAGUGCUGCUAUGAGGCGAGUAGUCAUUGAAGUCCCUGUUGAGGGCAGUCUCUUAAGCAAAUCAGGUCAGGCGGAUGUAUGGCUAGAGCCUUUAAUUGGCCCAAUUGAGAAAGCUAAGCUAGAGAGCCAUAGUUCCUUGACCUUGAUGAACGAUAUUAUGCACGCCACUUUGAAGGCCAACCUUAUCGGCACAAAGAUGAUGAAAAGAGUUGCCUACUCAGAUCAAUUAGUGCGUGAUUCUCAGUUAGAGGCGUGCAAUUGGAGGGAACAGAGUGAGAGCUUGCAAAUUGAUGUGGAGUAUUUAGAGGAGAGUAAGAGUACCUUGGAGCAGCAGGUACGGGCUUUGACUUCGGAGUUGGCGGUUGAAAAGGCUUCCUCAAGCCAAGAAGAUAAAGAAAAAACUCUCCUUGAAACUUCCUUCUCAAAGCAGUUGUCCAAGGCUAGUGAGGAAAUCAGAAAGUUGAAGGCUCUUUUGAGUAAAAAAGAAGCUUACGCUGGGGAGCUCGUACAAAAUUUGACUCAGGAACAAGAAGACCUUCGAGCUUCUUUUGAUAAGGUGCAUGCUUUAGAAAGCUCUCAUGCCUCUCUCCAGACUUCUUACACAUCUGCCUUGGCUGAAAAUGAGAAGUUAAAGAACGUGAUUGCUGACUGGGAAAGGGAUUAUGAGAUCCUUGAAGAUAAAUCUGAUAUUGAAGUAAGUUGGGCGUUUUUGAAUUCACGCCAUGAUACCCUAAUUGAAACUGGCCAAGAAAAUUUCAAUUUGGAAUCUGAGUUGGCUAAAAUCAAUGAAACUAUUGAGAAAGCUCAGUAAACUCAAGGUUUUCCUUCUCUCGUGGCCGAAGCUUCCGUGAAUGUUGAAGUCGAUACGGGUAUCCCAACUAUUUCAAGCCCAGUCAAGCCUAUUGCUACAAGUCAAGCUGAGCCAACUGUUGAUACUCCUGGCCAAGUUGAGCCCGUUGCUGUUGAUGCUCCUGCUUUAGUACCUUCAACUUCUCAGUGACCAGCUUUAGUUGUUUGAAUAUCUUUGUUUUUGUUUUAUUUGGAAACUUGUGAUCAAACCCUUGGUUUCAUUUGGGGGUUUAUUUUGGAUAUGCAAGUCCCCAGACCC
This is a messenger RNA of Nicotiana tabacum (common tobacco), 1769 nucleotides long. RefSeq lists its product as uncharacterized. Lineage: Eukaryota; Viridiplantae; Streptophyta; Magnoliopsida; Solanales; Solanaceae. The record is from RefSeq and is a predicted model, not a curated record.